GUGAGGACCCCGGGGUCCUGGAGUCCCAGGUGCCGACCCGCCUGGGGUCCCGGGAGCAUCUGUGAGCGCUCGGCUUGGGCGGCUGUGUGGUGUCCGCAGGCUUUUGUCUGCGCGCGGGGUUUCUGUCCCCAGACCGGGCGCUCACCCCACAGCCAGGGCUGGCUCCCCACCUGGAUUAUCAGCGCCUUCCUGGGGGCACGGGGUAUAUGGGUUUAUCUCCGGCUACAAACCCAGCUUAACCGGGGGUGGAGGGGCUUAAAACCCGGUCCACCGGAGCCCGCCUGUCCUCGGAGGGAGCCUGGAAGCCGGUGGAGCGCACCCAUAUGGGUGUAGACACCCCUCCCCCAUGUGAGUGUGGAUCCGGUGGGUCCCAGAUUUCCUUUGAACCCUGGAGUUUAGGCAGAAACACCAGGGUUCAAAGGGUGUGGUCCACCGGUCCCGUGCCUCAGUUUCCCCACUUGUAAAAUGAGAUAACAACAGUGGCCUCAGAGUGGCUGGGGGUCAGUGACCCUGUGCCCCCUGAGGUGCCCAGCACAGGAGUGUCCAUUCUUUCAUUAUCUUAAACAUCUUAUUAUUGUAAUUUUAUUAUUAUUUUUAAAGGAUUUUAUUGUCUUAUUAUAUUUGUUAUUACUUUAUUGUUAUUUAUUAUUAGCUUGUGUUAUCUAAUCUGGGCAUUUACCUGAGGCCUUACUGAUCUCUACAUAUAUCGGUAUUUACCGGGAUGAGAGAUAAUACUUCUUUUAAGAGGCCUUAGCCUGGGUAUUUACCUGCCAGGUGUGUUACUCUGACCUGCACGGAGUGCCCCUCACCUCUGUGUUUUGGGGGGUGAGGCCACUGCUGGGUGGCCCCACCCAGCCUGAGUCAUCUCUACCCUGAGCCCUCUUGGUUUCCUGCUAGGGAAGUAGGUUCCUCUCUUGCCCAUCCCUGAGGGGGGUGGACAGGUCAGAGGAGUUGAUUUUGGCCCAGGGCAACAGUGUCAAAAUUCCCCAUUUCAGGGAGCAGAACUGGGGGCAAUAGGAUCUGGUCCUCCCAAACCCAACCUGACUUAGCAGCUGUUCACCAUUGGGCCUGCCCACUGGGCACACAUUUCCUGAGGACUGCUGGUCCAGGAAGCCUCGGGUGCCCGCUCUGGAUCCUCAGUCUCCCCAUCUGUAGAGUGGUCUUUUGGGUGGCACAGAGAGCAGAUGAACAGCUAUUGAGCACCCGCUGUGGGCCCGGUGUUGGGGACACAGCAGAGACCAAAACGACGACUUCGUCAUGUGUCCUCUUUGCACAGGUCUAGCAAGGAAGGUGAGGAUUAAGGAAUAAACACACACAUGGGCCGGCUGAUCUUGGAUGCCAACUGGUGAAGCAUGCAAACAGGGCUGAUUGGGCUAGUGGGGGCUGAGGCGGCUUCUGGGGAGGUGACAUUUGAGCAGAGGCUAGAAAGAGCUGGGAAAGGGUGCUUCAGGCAUAGGGCUCAGCACAUGCAGAGAUCCUGAGGUGGGUUGUUUCUGGCCAGUUUGAGGCACAUGGAGGGAAUCCAUGUGGCUGGAGCAGAGGAAGCCCCCAGAGGAGAGAUGGGGUUGGGCAUUGAUGUUUUGCCAGGUAGAGAUAAUUUUCUAUAGAGUUUACACUGAUAGUCAACACCCCUCCCCCCAGCCUUUAUAACAAAUAAGAAUUACUGGGAAACUGUGCCCUUCCCCCUUUAUGCCUUGUCCUCUCUGUGUCUUGAGUGGAGGGACCCAGGCACCCCGUAGCCACAUGUUUCUUAUCUCCUGCUGGAAUCUGGUUGAAGUUAGCAAGCUUGAAUGGAUGGUGGACUCAUUUGACAGUGCUCAGCUCAGCACUUGAGGCCCAUAAGAGGGUAGUAAGCCCCCUGAAUGACUGGGGACAAGGCAGACAGGGUCUCCAACACCAGGUCAAGGAAGAGCUGGGCCUUUCUCUGACAGUGCUAGGGAGCCACGGGUGGUGGUGGAACAGGGGAGGGGCCUGUUGGGUCUUAGCUAGGUGGGCUUUCGUCUGAGGAACCCACCACAGAUCUCUGUGAACCCACAAGUGAAACAAGAGGCUUCCUUUUGUUGUAUGUGGGGGUUCUGUUCAGACUCAGGUUCAAAUCUUAGCUCUGCUCCUCCUCUGGGGGUGCCAGGAAACCCUUUUUCUCAGAGAGCCCAUGCCAUAAGGGCUGGAGCUCUCUCCCUGAGUCCUGCCCUGCUCUGAUGUCUGAUAGCUCCCCCCAGGAUGUGGCUUCUGUUAUCUGCCCAACCAGGCUACCAUCCUGGACUCUGUCCAGCUCCUGGAGUGGAGACCGAGGCCCUAGAGCCCCAGGGAGGCCAUGGGUGAAUCUGGAGGUUGGGGUGGGCAUGCUUGAGCCUCGGGAGUCAACUCUCAGGUCGGAUCCUGUGCUGACUUGAUAUGUGAAUGCUCACCCUCGGGAUGUUGCUAUGAUCAUUGGUGUGGCUGAGGGGGGGAGCUCCCCAUCACAGGAGAAAACCAAGCAGAUGGGGGUUGGGAUGCCAGGGGAGGGUGCCUGUCCCAGCUUCUCUUGGCUUUGAAUGUCCUCUCCCAGACUCACAGGCACCCACAGGCACCUCUCGGGAUGCCUGCCCGCCCUAGCUGGCUCCCAAGUGAAGAGGUUCUCGGCCUCCAAGCGGAAGCAGCACUUCAUCAACCAGGCCGUGCGGAACUCAGACCUUGUGCCCAAGGCCAAAGGGCGGAAGAGCCUCCAGCGCCUAGAGAACACCCAGUACCUCCUGACCCUGCUGAAGACAGACGGGGACACACUUGGUCCGGAGGAUGGGGACCUGGCACCCCCCGCAGCACCUGGCAUCUUUGCGGAGGCCUGCAGCAAUGAGACCUAUGUAGAGGUCUGGAAUGACUUCAUGAACCGCUCUGGGGAGGAGCAGGAACGGGUCCUCCAAUACCUGGAGGACGAGGGCAAGAGCAAGGCCCGGAGAAGGGGACCUAGCCGGGGGGUGGACCGGAGGAAAGAGGACCCAGCCUACACUCCCCGAGAGUGCUUCCAGCGCAUCAGCCGGCGUCUGCGAGCCGUUCUCAAGAGGAGCCGCAUCCCCAUGGAAACGCUGGAGACCUGGGAGGAGCGGCUGCUGAGGUUUUUCUCAGUAUCUCCCCAAGCCGUGUACACGGCCAUGCUGGACAACAGCUUCGAGAGGCUCCUACUCCAUGCUGUCUGCCAGUACAUGGACCUCAUCUCAGCCAGUGCCAACCUGGAGGGCAAAAGACAGAUGAAGGUCAGCAAUCGACAUCUGGACUUCCUGCCUCCUGGGCUGCUCCUGUCCGCUUACCUGGAGCAACGCAGCUGAUGCCAGCCUGCCCGCCCCUCCCCCCCUUCCCUUCAAGAUCCCCUAUACCUCCACUAAAAUGUUUGUUAAUUUUAGAAUUUGUCAUGCUGCCCCCCUUGGGGUGGCACUCCCACCCUAGCCCCAUCCCAUCCCAUCCCAUCCCAGCUCUUCCAGGUAAAUGCUGGCGCUGGAGCUGCUGUAGACUAUACUGGGCCCGUAACUCCCUGCUCUGGUACUUGUAUUUGGGUGGAGAGACCUUCAGUCAGCUUCCACAGCCCAGUCUGAAGCUUACGCAAGGAGGGAGAGGCUAGGUUUUUAUCACUUUUAAUGAAUUCGGGAUGAUGUGUUGUAGAUUUUUAAAUUUUCCUUUUGGGAAGAAAAACCAAAUACGCCAACUGAUAAAUUAGGGGCUUUGUUCUAGUCCCUGCUUGACUUCCCUCCCAGUUUUUGGCUAGAAUUGGGGGGUCUCUGGGGUGCUGCCCCUCACUCCAGGAGCAUUACGUGUUGUGUGUGCGUAUGCGUGUUAUUAUGCAUGCUGGUGUCCUGCUACCCAGGACAGCAGCUGUGUCUUAAAGGCUGGUUUUACCCUCUUUGGAAUGUGUGUUUCCUCCCCGGGUGCUUUUUGGUGGCUCUUGGGGCCCUGCCUGCUCUACAACCCCUCCCCCCAUCUUUUCUCCUCUCUUCAUACUGGGAGUCUGGGACUUCCAGCCAGAAGCCUCCACCCUCCCACUGCCAACUUCCCCUCUCCAUGUUCUCUCACCACUACCCCAUCCCCCAGCCUGACCCUGGUCUAUAGCUUUGAGGUGUUACCCUGACCUGGGCCACAGAAGCAGGCCUGGGGGACACCCCUCCACACACUGCCGUAUGUGUGGCUAGUUGCGCUUUGGGAAAAGUGAAGAAUUCAAUAAAUUUCUGGUGCUCUGGUCUCCA
Messenger RNA from Myotis myotis, 4211 nucleotides. RefSeq names its product R3H domain containing 4 (gene R3HDM4). Bases 2535 to 3302 code for a protein of 255 amino acids. NCBI's taxonomy places the organism in Eukaryota, Metazoa, Chordata, Mammalia, Chiroptera, Vespertilionidae. Gene Ontology annotation, molecular function: nucleic acid binding. The transcript has 8 exons. The record is from RefSeq and is a predicted model, not a curated record.